Messenger RNA from Capsella rubella, 2536 nucleotides. Its product is annotated as protein phosphatase 2C 7. The record is from RefSeq and is a predicted model, not a curated record. Gene Ontology annotation, molecular function: protein serine/threonine phosphatase activity; cation binding. Lineage: Eukaryota; Viridiplantae; Streptophyta; Magnoliopsida; Brassicales; Brassicaceae. The transcript is spliced from 4 exons. The coding region runs from base 625 to 2169 and encodes 514 amino acids. Gene Ontology annotation, biological process: protein dephosphorylation.
AAAAAAAAAAAGAAAAAACCAUUGAGAUCCACCAGGAGAACCCAUGUUUCGUUUUGGAAAGAUAAAGAUAAAGGCUUCAACUUUUUAGGUUCUUUUCUUUUGUGUGUAUGUGAUUCAUAUAUGUCUCUGAUUCUUAUCAAUCCUCUCUGUUUCUUGUCCUUGCUCUUCUUCUGUUUCACCUGACUUUUGUUUCUGUUUUUGCUUCAAGUUUUGAGCUUUGUGUCUUACUCUCUCUCUCUUGUGAUUUCUCUAUGAGUAAAAACAUGUUUUUGAUCAAUUUUGGGGGUUUCUAAAUUUGUGCUGGUGUGAGAUUAUUGAGUGUCUUUUCCUUCUGAUUCAUCAAUAGUUAUAGAGGAUCGUAGAGAGUGAUCAAAUUUGCAGAGGGAUCCGUCGCGUAGAUCCGUCAGAUCUGUUCACCGGAGGUACCCACUUCUUCUUGAUUCACUACUCCGUGCUUUAGUUAGUGUCGGAAUAACGCCGGUUGGGUUACAGUGGAUAGCUGAAUUGGAUGUAGUAUCACUAAAGAUCGUCAUCAGACCAUAGCUUAGAGUAGGAGAUGGAAUUUAUUGAAUCACUUAGCUCUGUUUGUAGUCGUUAGAGGUGUGGAAGCAGCUUAAGCAACUCAUGGAAGAGAUUGCACCGGCGGUUGCACUGACUUUGAGUUUAGCCAACACCAUGUGUGACUCAGGAAUCUCUUCUUCUGUAGAUAUUUCCGAGCUGGAGAAUGUUACCGAUGCAGUUGACAUGCUGUGUGAUCACAAAAGGCAAAGAUAUUGUAAUGGAGUGGUUGAUUGUUUGUUGGAACAUCCUUCAGAAGAACCACAAGAGAAAACUUUAUCUGAAGUGAGAAGCUUGUCUUCUGAUUUUAGUGUAACUGUCCAAGAAUCAGAAGAAGACGAGCCAUUAGUAUCUGAUGCGACUAUUAUAAGCGAGGGUUUAAUAGUUGUGGACGCUAGGUCUGAGAUAAGCUUGCCAGAUACAGUUGAAACAGAUAACGGACGUGUUCUUGCUACUGCGAUUAUCCUUAACGAGACCACCAUAGAACAGGUUCCCACAGCUGAAGUCCUUAUUGCAAGUCUGACUCACGACGUGAAUAUGGAGGUGGCAACUUCGGAGGUAGUCAUUAGGUUGCCUGGAGAAAAUCUUAAUGUAGCAAGAGGAAGCAGGAGUGUCUAUGAACUAGAGUGUAUACCUCUUUGGGGCACAGUUUCAAUUUGCGGUGGAAGAUCUGAAAUGGAGGAUGCUGUUAAAGCUUUACCUCAUUUUUUGAAAAUACCCAUCAAAAUGCUUAUGGGGGAUCAUGAAGGGAUGAGUCCAAGUCUCCCAUAUCUCACUAGCCACUUCUUUGGUGUAUAUGAUGGCCAUGGAGGCGCCCAGGUUGCUGACUAUUGUCAUGAUAGAAUCCACUUUGCUUUGGCUGAAGAAGUCGAACGGAUUAAAGAUGAAUUGUGUAGGAGGAACACUGGCGAGGGUAGGCAGGUCCAGUGGGAGAAAGUCUUUGUAGAUUGUUACCUAAAGGUCGAUAAUGAGGUUAAAGGGAAAAUCAACAGACCAGUUGUUGGUUCUUCUGAUAGAAUGGUUCUUGAAGCUGUUUCCCCUGAAACUGUCGGAUCAACAGCUGUGGUUGCUUUGGUUUGUUCAUCGCAUAUAAUAGUCUCAAACUGUGGUGACUCAAGAGCGGUUUUACUCCGAGGCAAAGACUCCAUGCCUUUGUCAGUUGACCACAAACCAGAUAGAGAGGAUGAGUAUGCAAGAAUAGAAAAAGCUGGAGGAAAGGUUAUACAAUGGCAAGGCGCUCGUGUUUCUGGUGUUCUUGCCAUGUCCAGGUCCAUUGGUGAUGAAUAUCUGGAGCCAUAUGUAAUACCAGAUCCUGAAGUGAUGUUUAUGCCACGAGCUAGAGAAGACGAGUGUCUUAUAUUGGCUAGUGAUGGACUUUGGGACGUCAUGAGCAACCAAGAAGCUUGCGAUUUUGCAAGGAAGCGGAUAUUGGCUUGGCACAAGAAGAAUGGAGCAUUGCCUUUAGCUGAGAGAGGUGUCGGGGAAGACCAUGCGUGUCAAGCAGCGGCUGAAUAUCUGUCCAAACUCGCUCUUCAAAAAGGAAGCAAAGACAAUAUCUCAAUAAUAGUGGUCGACUUGAAAGCUCAAAGAAAGUUCAAGACCAGAUCUUGAAACACAGUGUACGCUCGAGUUCUUACACUACUAUAAUUUUAUUAUUUCUUAUAUUUUUUUUUUAAUGUUUCCACAAGUUUACAUAAAAAUAAGAAGCGAAAUGUUGGGGGAAGAAGAAUUAAGACUUGAUGAUGCAUAGCUAAAAAGUCCAUUCCUUUUUCUCAUGGACUUGAAUGUGUAUGUUUGUUAUGUAUAAGAAGGAUAGAGAAGAAGUGUUUCUUUUGAUCAUUUAUAUCUUGGGAUCUCUUAUAAAGAGUAGGUGGAUAUAUGUUGUAAUAUUGGAGAUGUGGCGUAUGGAAUUGUAAUUGAAUUGUAUGUCGCAUUAACCUUAAUACUUUUCUGUAAUAUAUUCUCUUCUUUUCAUAUA